CAUUGCUAGACACAAAUUUUAUGUAACAUUUUCAUAAAUAUCUACACAACUUCUCAUGCGAAGAUGUAAACAAAAGCUGAUAUUGCGUGAGAUAGAAGGUGAUGAUGAAGAUACCCUUUGUGGUGUUGUAUACAGUGUUUAAAGUUUUCUGAAACUACAACCUGUUUGACAAUAACAUAGUGUUACCGUCACCCCUGACCUGUGAACUUUACCCUCCAGAUAUGGAGUUGGCAACUCACACACCCAGCAAGAAAAGAAAGGGUUCUGAGUCGAUGUUUAACGACUUUGAAGAGGAAGAUGAAUCUGUUGACUCUGGUGAUGUACGUUUUUCAAGACAAAAUCACAGUGAAAUUGAAAAGAGGAGACGAGAUAAAAUGAAUGCCUACAUUACAGAGUUAUCUUCCUUGCUUCCUAUGUGUAAUGCUAUGAAUCGUAAAUUAGACAAAUUAACUGUACUUAGAAUGGCCGUCCAACAUCUGAAAUCACUCAGAGGUGCUACAACAACUAUAACUGAAGCUAGUCAGAGACCAUCAUUUUUAUCAGAAGAUGUCCUUAAAAGUCUUAUAUUAGAUGUAGCUGAGGGUUUUUUAUUUGUUGUCAGCUGUGAUAGAGCAAGGAUUUUAUAUGUGUCAGAGUCAGUCGGUGAAUUUUUAAAUUACUCAAGGAAUGAUUUAAUUGGACAGAGUUUGUUUGAUUAUUUACAUCCAAGAGAUAUGAAUAAAGUAAAGGAACAGUUGUCUUCAUCUGAUAUGUCACCGCGGGAACGGUUUAUUGAUUCACGGACAAUGAUGCCUGUGAAAACAGAAUUAUUACAACGACCUACUCAUUUAUGUUCUGGUGCUAGACGAUCAUUUUUCUGUCGCAUGAAAACUGGUAAUAAACUUGAUAUGUGUUCACAGUUAAAAUUAGAGAAGGAUGAACCUGAUAUGGUGACGAGAAAGAAAAAAUCAGUUUCAGAUAGGAAAUCAUUCACUGUGAUACAUUGUACAGGAUAUUUAAAAUCUUGGCCCACAUCAAAAAUGGACCUUAAUGAACAGGAUGAAACAGACGACUGUAGUUUAAGUUGUCUUGUUGCAGUGGGCAGGGUUAAAACGGGUUCUAGACAACAACAAAUUGUGAAAGACAAUGAAAGUAUAGAUGUCCGACCAGUUAAAUAUGUAUCGCGGCAUGGCUUAGACGGCAAAUUUACUUAUAUAGAUCAGGGAGCAACAGAAUUAAUUGGUUAUUUACAACAGGAAGUGCUAGGUACAUCUGUGUAUGAAUAUUAUCACCAAGAUGACAUGGCUGACAUGGCAGAGGUUCACAGACAAGUUUUGAAAACCAAAGAGAAAACUACAACGAAUGUAUAUAGAUUUAAAGCUAAGAAUGGUUCUUUUCUACAUCUACGAUCUGAAAUGUUUAGUUUUGUAAAUCCUUGGACUAAAGAUGUAGAAUACAUUGUUAGUACAAACACGAUUAUUCCUCAGCAAGAAGUUAGCAGUUCAGGACAGGCAGCAGAUGCAGGUGGUGUUACCUUGGAAACGUUCAAUGAUGCAUGGGAGGAAAGUGACUCUUGUCUUGAAAGCCUCGAGAGGAAAGAAAAGAAGAAAAGUUCUUUACCUGCUAGUGUUAGGUUAGCUCCUGCAAGAAUAGGUCGACAGAUUGCGGAAGAAAUCAUUGAUAUGCAAAGAAUUCCAAAUUCGCCUCUAGCAGAUAGUACCAAUAAUGCCACUCAAUCAUCAGUCCCAGAAAUGCCCAAAGCCAGGAGUUCCUUAGCUUCACCAAGUAAUGGAAGAACUAGUCCACGAGUUCCUAGGAAUGGUCUCACACAUCACCCUGACACAGCAUCAUCUACAGCGGUACCAAAUGCACAAGAAACAAAUCUUUUAGAGAAUGUGAUUGCUGAACAACAAGUCUUUGAGGAUCUCAAUAUAUCUGGGAAUGAUGGCAAUGAUGAAGCAGCCAUGUCUAUAAUCAUGAGUUUGUUAGAAGCAGAUGCAGGUCUCGGUGGACCUAUAGACUUCAGUGAUCUACCAUGGCCAUUGUGAUAUUGGCUUGUGUUAUUAUUACUGACAGAGACAGUUGUGCCUUACAAUACAUACAUAAUGAAUGAACGCAGUCACAGAAAGUUGUGAUUUUGUUAUCAGCCUGAACUUUUUGUUGAAAUUAGUUGAACACUGGAGGCCUAUGCAGCUGGACUGCAUAUAUAAACAUAAACAAAUAGAGAAAUAUUUAUAUAUAUGAAGUGGUGCAUCAUAGUUUGUUCCAAAGAGAAUUUCAGGUUCAUUGUAUUUCGCUUGCAGCAAUUUUUGAUUUUCAGACAAUGUAUUUAUCAAGUUGUGUAGCAUAUCAUCCUGCAAAGAGCAAGAAUAUCAAUGUUUUCAUCAUAAUUCAUCUCAUAUAAACCUUUGCAAAAUAAAAUUUAUCUGCAAUCCCUCAAGAGGAAAGUUUUUUUUUAAUUGUUUAUUUAAGAAUUGUUUUUUUUUAAUAUUUAAAGCUUUUUACAAGUGUCAAUAUCUUUAAUUUGACUGUCCUUUAUAAUUGAAUUAAAGGUGUGUUUUCCUUUCCAGAUUUAGACUUACAUUCAAAACUUUCUAUAAUGUCAAUUAUUAGGGAUUCAUUAGGUGCCAAAUUUCAUUGAUAAAGGAACACUUGUAUUUACAUGAGUAAUUGUGUUCAUGCUUUUAAGAAAAUCUGCAUCCUCCAGGUCUAUAAGAAAUUUGCCUUUUGUUCAACAUUUGAAUUUCAUUUCUGCCCACAUUAUCCAGGAAAAUUAGUAUCUCACAAAUACUUUCAAAUCCACAGUAACAGCUACAGAUAUUUUAAAUGUAAAAUAUCUACUCAAAACUUCUAUGAAGUGAAUCAUCUGCUGGACAGAUAGUGAUACUUCUUUGAGGUUCAGUAUAAUUCAUACUAGAGAAUCACCUUUUGACCUUGAAUAUUACAAAUGGUGUCAUUUACAUAAAUACAGACAUUGGACAGAAGUCUUUGCACUUCAGUGCAGACAUUUUGUAUGGUAAAUCUGGUUUAAAAUCAACAAUCAUUAAUCACAAUGUUAAAAGGAAAAGUAGAAAUAAAUUUGAAAAUACUUGAAUGAGAAAAAAUCAUGUUAGGAGGGCCAUUGUCAUCAUUGAUAAGAUAGUUAUUGUCAAUUAAAAGUCUUAAACCAACCUUUUUACAAGGAAUGAAUUUUAUUUAGCCGAUUGUGUCAAACAAAGUACUAAAGAAAGACUGAUUAAUAUUUGUCUGAGUUUAAUUUACACAGGGGCAUAAUUCAAUGAUACAGCAACAAAACAACCCAAUAAAACCAGAAAAUACACCCAAAAGAAGACCUGCUUUUGUCCAAUGUCAGUAAAUAUUAAAUGCAGGUAAGACAAACAAUUACAUUAAAAAUGAUUUUCUUAAUCAAUGUGCUGCUUCAGAAGCUUAAACUUUCAGACUACUGAUGGGCUAAAGACCUUUUUAAGCUACAGAUUUAUUCAUUCACACAGAACAACUAAAAUAUGAAUUUUAGCUCUUUGUAGCAGAAAGUUUAUGAUCGAUGUAAUGCAAAUAUGAAUGACACAAUUUAUGUAAAGAAAAACUGACGAAAGUUAUCUCCCAUUGAUAUAUGUAUCAAACAUAAAAAAAAAAAUUAGUCAUGUAACUCAAACAUCUUGGAAC
Mytilus californianus (California mussel) is the source of this 3642-nucleotide messenger RNA. Its product is annotated as aryl hydrocarbon receptor nuclear translocator-like protein 1. Gene Ontology annotation, biological process: regulation of transcription by RNA polymerase II. Gene Ontology annotation, cellular component: cytoplasm; aryl hydrocarbon receptor complex; transcription regulator complex. The record is from RefSeq and is a predicted model, not a curated record. The transcript is spliced from 18 exons. Gene Ontology annotation, molecular function: DNA-binding transcription factor activity, RNA polymerase II-specific; RNA polymerase II cis-regulatory region sequence-specific DNA binding; protein dimerization activity. Lineage: Eukaryota; Metazoa; Mollusca; Bivalvia; Mytilida; Mytilidae. The coding region runs from base 222 to 2027 and encodes 601 amino acids.